CGCGAGUGCUUUAAUUAAACAAUGCAUGGUAUAUUUCUGUACGAUAUAAUUUGGUUAUUUGAGUAAAAACAAUUUUAAUUAGCAUUUUGUAUACAUAUAAAAAAUAAAAAUAAGGACAGGGAGACGGGCUGACGAAGAAAUGAAAGUGAAAGUUUCGUUAUUUAUGGUGUAACCACAUUUUUGAUCGUCAAAGAAGAGUUUAGACUCAGAGUUUCAUGUCGAUUGCAAGACGAAUUUGAAGGAGAUACCACUUGUAAUAAUUAAAGAUAAAAGAUGUCAUCUAUCCAAUUCUUUGGCUGGGAUGUGUACUAUGAUGAAGACCAUCAUCUUCGAGCAGAACAGGAAGCCAAAACAGGCACACGUUACACUAUGUACCAUGGCACCAAAACGCAGAUGGCCCGUCUGAUCAUACAAAAUGGCUUCCAGAAAUCUCCAGACGGGAUGCUGGGGCCUGGUGUUUACGUGAGCCGUGACCAGAAGAAAGCAGAGCGCUAUCCUCUGAAUGUAUCGUUUAAUGAUCGAGUAGUGCUUAAAUUAAGUGUUGACUGUGGAAAAGUCAAAAAAAUUGAUAAGGACAACCAUCCUCUACAGAAGACCUGGCAUAGUCAAGGCUAUGACACUGCCUGGGUGCCCCCUAAAUGUGGCAUGAGCGCUGUCCCAAGUGGUCUAGAAGAGGACUGUGUGUGGGACCCAAAGCGGAUCGAGGUCGUAGAUGUUUCAUUAGCACCCAAUACUACCAUCUCUGCUGAGCUCAAGCAGCUUAUUGCUCAAAACCGGAAAAGUCAGUCAACUUCUGGCACUUCAGGUGCUUGUCAGCUGUGCAAGUGGAAAAUAGGAGCUCCACAUACAGUCCAGCCCUGCUGGGGGUGUGGAGAGACGAUCUGCACUCUCAUGACCAAACACAAGUGUAAUCACAUGGGCUAAGAAACUACUCAGGAAAAAUAUCAUGGCAGAUAAAUCACUUCAUGCAGGAGGGUCUACGGGUUUGAAUUCUGUCAGCGUUUCCUCACUUUCAUGUUGUACCAGACACAUAUGAAAUUCUGUUUUCCAAAAGGAGAUGUUAGUCUCAGUCACCAUUCACUUUCAUUGCAUCUUUUGCACACACAAUGAAAGUGGAUGUUGAAAAAAACUAAAAUACAGGUUUGGAACAACAAAUGGGUGAGUAAAAGAUGACAGAAUUAAAAAUUCUGGUGUAAAUUAGCACUUAAAUGAUUUCAUGUUUCUCAAAAUUUAAAUACUAAAGGAAAGGCAGUUAAUCUGUGUAAAUUAGAUUUAUAUUACAUUCUUCAUGUGUCUCAGGGAGGUACACAAAACAUUUGUCUUGUGUAAUUUGUUCAGAUGCAGCGCAGAAUACUAUCUCUGACAUUUAUUGUCCAAUCUGAAAUAAAUCAUAUUUUCCACCUGAUAAUUCCUUGUAAGCAUAUUAGAAUGUGAAUUCAUGUAGACUCAGGUGAGAAAAAAAAAAUCAAUAUUUGUAUGACAGUCUAUCAAAAAAUGUUUUAUAUUGUCAGAUGAAGUCCUCAAUCAGAGUGAUAUAUGUUUUAACAAAACAUUCAAAGUUGUGUACAAUAAAGAAAAAGCAUGUC
Molecule: messenger RNA, 1586 nt
Organism: Xyrauchen texanus (razorback sucker)
Lineage: Eukaryota; Metazoa; Chordata; Actinopteri; Cypriniformes; Catostomidae
Gene: gig2p
Product: grass carp reovirus (GCRV)-induced gene 2p
Exons: 2
Coding region: 274-924 (216 amino acids)
Cellular component (GO): cytoplasm
Molecular function (GO): NAD+ poly-ADP-ribosyltransferase activity
Source: RefSeq, a predicted model, not a curated record